Messenger RNA from Neopsephotus bourkii (Bourke's parrot), 1386 nucleotides. RefSeq names its product glutamyl-tRNA amidotransferase subunit C (gene GATC). Gene Ontology annotation, molecular function: glutaminyl-tRNA synthase (glutamine-hydrolyzing) activity. The record is from RefSeq and is a predicted model, not a curated record. The transcript is spliced from 4 exons. Lineage: Eukaryota; Metazoa; Chordata; Aves; Psittaciformes; Psittacidae. The coding region runs from base 30 to 446 and encodes 138 amino acids. Gene Ontology annotation, cellular component: glutamyl-tRNA(Gln) amidotransferase complex; mitochondrion. Gene Ontology annotation, biological process: mitochondrial translation; regulation of translational fidelity; glutaminyl-tRNAGln biosynthesis via transamidation.
CGUUACCGGGGCGCCGUCGGGAGAGCGUUAUGCGGGUGCUGUCGCUCAGCCGGUGGCUCCGCGGUGCUGUCCGGGCCCGAUCGGGCGGACCGGGGAGGGCCCGCCCCGCUUCGGGCUCCCCGCAGGUGACCGUGGACGUGCUGGAUCACUUGGAACACUUGGCCUUGGUGGAUUUCCGUGACUCCGAGGGUGUGGAGCGGCUGCAGAAGGCGAUCCAGUUUGCUGAUCAGCUUCAUGAGGUGAACACGGAUGGCGUAGAACCAAUGGAUUCAGUGCUGGAGGACAGGUGUCUGUAUCUCAGAGAAGAUGAUGUUACAGAGGGCAACUGCACAAAAGAGCUGCUGAAAAAUGCCAGAGAAAAAGUAGAGGAAUAUUUUGUAGCCCCACCAGGUAACAUCCCUUUGCCAAAGCUGGAAGAACGAGAGACUUAUCUGCAGAGCUUUUAGCCCAGAGCCCAAAUGGUGUUCCAGUGUUUUAUUUGGGAAAACUAAGUUUUGUCACAGCCAAAAUACUCUGGUGUGUAUUCUGAUCAAAAGAAGAGCGCUUGCAAGAUGAUUUACAGUAGAAGGUGGACCAAGUUUAAUACUGCUGCUGUAAUAUUCAGUGUUUAUGAAGCCAGAAGGCAGCGUGACAGAUGAUCUCAGUACUUUUAUUUAGCAAAGUGAACUGGAUGUUGCUCUUUAAGAUAAUGACUUAAAGGCUUUAAAAAGAACAUUAAAAGGUAAUUAUUAAAAACCCUCAGAACACUAUUUUUCCUCAACAAAUCUGUUGGGAAAUGAGAGAUUGGAGAGCUCUUUUGCCUAUUUCUCACCUUUAGCUUGACUCUGGCUCUGACCCUGUCAGAAGUAACAGAGCUCCCAGGUAUCUGAGGGGCCUGGAGGAGGAGUCUGUACCAUUGCUGCAUCUCUGACAUAGAGAGCUCAGAUUUUCAUUAAGGAAGAAAAGGCACUUUAAGAAGAUGAUUCUCUCAAAUAUUUUGCUUCUACCAAGUAUUACAUAGGACAGUCUCAGUUGGAAGAAACCUUAAAGCUCAUCCAGUUCCUACCUGCUUCCACAGGCACCUUCUGCUAGACCAGGCUGCUCAAAGCCCUGUCCAACCUGUCCUGCAGUACUGCCAGGGAUGGGGCAUUUUGUAUUUUUAUUCUCAUAAAUCCAGUGCCUGUAGUUGUACAUAGUUGGAGAAAGCACUUUUCAGACACAGAACUGGCUGUUCUAAAAGAAAAAGUCUUUGCCACAACCAUUUUUGUCCUUCAGAUGUGUAUCUGGCAAUAUUUUCUGGAUUAACCCAUUUUUCCAUUUCAAACAAAGCACUGCAGUUAUUUGUGUUGUUUAAAACCCCUUGUGUGGCUAGGCUUGUUGUAAAUAAAUAAUGUAAUUACUUGUGAA